Marmota monax (woodchuck) is the source of this 3338-nucleotide messenger RNA. It is a transcript of the gene Mboat1, whose product is annotated as membrane bound O-acyltransferase domain containing 1. Gene Ontology annotation, biological process: lipid modification. Gene Ontology annotation, molecular function: acyltransferase activity. The coding region runs from base 200 to 1564 and encodes 454 amino acids. Lineage: Eukaryota; Metazoa; Chordata; Mammalia; Rodentia; Sciuridae. The transcript has 13 exons. The record is from RefSeq and is a predicted model, not a curated record. Gene Ontology annotation, cellular component: membrane.
CUCCCAGGCCCGUGGCGGCUGCGCCAGCGCCAAGUUUGCGCCCAGAGCGUUUUCGCCCGUGCGCGUCGCCGGCCUCCCGCAAGGUGCCCCACGAGCCUGGCAGCGGCCGCCUCUUGGCGCAGCACCCGGGCCCGGGAGGAGGACGUCCCGCAGGGUGGCGCGGGCUGGGGCCGGGGCAGCCGCCUCCCGAAGAUGCAGGAUGGCACCAGAGCCACCGCCGCCCCGCGCGUCCUACCGCACCACGGGCUCCACCUGUCUGCACCCGCUCAGCGAGCUCCUGGGCAUCCCGCUGGACCAGGUGAACUUCGUCGCCUGCCAGCUCUUUGCCCUGCUCGCCGCUCUCUGGUUUCGCCUCUACCUGCAUCCUGCUAAGAGCAGCUCCGCUGUCCGGCAUGCCUUUGCCACCAUUUUGGGCACUUACUUCGUCAUCUUUUGCUUUGGCUGGUACUCCGUACAUCUUUUUGUGCUGGUGUUAGUGUGUUAUGGAAUCAUGGUCACCGCAAGUGUAUCCAGUAUACACAGAUACACUUUUUUUGUGGCGAUGGGAUACCUUACAAUAUGUCACAUCAGCCGAAUAUACAUCUUUCACUAUGGAGUGCUCACCACAGAUUUUUCGGGGCCUCUGAUGAUCAUCACUCAGAAGAUCACAACCCUGGCUUUCCAAGUCCAUGAUGGAUUAGGUCGAAGAGCUGAAGACCUUUCUGCUGAGCAACAUCGACUUGCAGUAAAAGUGAAACCCUCUUUUUUGGAAUACUUAAGUUACCUUCUCAAUUUCAUGAGCGUCAUCGCUGGCCCUUGCAAUCAUUUCAAGGACUAUGUAGCAUUCAUCGAAGGGAGACAUACCCACAUGAAGUUGCUGGAAGUGAACGGGAAGCACAAAGAUUUCCACAGCUUGCCAGAGCCUUCUCCAACUGGAGCUGUGAUGCACAAGUUGUGUGUCACGCUGGUAUCUCUCCUUCUGUUCCUGACGCUCACCAAGACCUUCCCGGUCACCUGCCUUGCCGAGGACUGGUUUGUCCAGAAGGCGGACUUCCUGACGCGUCUCUGCUACCUGUAUGUGGUCAUGCAAGCCUCAAAGCCCAAGUAUUAUUUUGCGUGGACGUUGGCUGAUGCGGUGAACAAUGCGGCUGGCUUUGGGUUCAGUGGCAUGGAUAAGGACGGCAGGUGCUGCUGGGAUCUGCUGUCCAACCUGAACAUCUGGAAAAUAGAGACUGCCACGAGUUUCAAAAUGUACUUGGAGAACUGGAACAUCCAGACGGCUGCGUGGCUGAAGUGCGUGUGCUAUGAGCGGGUUCCCUGGUGCCCGACGGUGCUGACCUUCAUCCUCUCCGCCCUCUGGCAUGGCGUCUACCCCGGAUACUACUUCACCUUCCUAACUGGAGUCCUCGUCACGUUAGCAGCUCGGGCGGUAAGGAACAACUGCAGACAUCACUUCCUUUCUUCCAAAGCUCUCAAGUGUGUGUAUGACCUGGUGACCUGGGCUGUCACUCAGCUGGCCGUCUCGUACACGGUGGCGCCGUUCGUCAUGUUGGCCGCGGAGCCUGCCCUCAGCUUGUACACAUAAGGAAACUGAGGCUCAGGAAACAGUCUCAAGACCACCCAGCUGAAGACCCCUGGAUCACUUCCUGCUCUGCAGCCGUCUCUGUCACACUGCGUCGCUUCUCUGGACCAUGAUGUCUCAGCAGCACUCUUCCCUCUCUCUCCCUUUAUCACUUGUGAUUUUUAAAACAUAGGAAGGAAUAUAUGUUUUAUUCAGCAAAUGAAUGAGACUCUUCACAUCAGCGAGACCCUCAUGUGUUGAAUUGGGUCUUGGGUAUUGAGCAAACAGUGAUGAUCAGACACCACAGGGCUUCUGCCCUCGUGGAAGUUGGUUCAGUGAAAAUUAACUUCAGGUGAAAAAUUCUUUAGGUGAAAACACCUAAAGAAGAAAUCGCCAGAUGUGUAAGAAUCAGAGGGGUUAGGAAAAGCUGUAAUGUGGUCUCACUACGCCAGGGAUUUCAGAAAAAGCUCUUUGAGAACACCAGCUUGAGUGGAGUUCUUGGAGUGAGUGGGCACUAACAGGGUGAAAUGGUGGCAGGAAGGGUGAUUCCAGAUAUAAGGAGGUGCAUGUGCAAAGGCCCUGGGGUGUGUGUUUGGGUCUGAACCAUUGUGAGCAUGAGAGGAUGAAAGAAGAACAGUGUGGCUCGAGUGCAGACAGCAAGGCAGGACACUUGGGGAAAUGCAGGAGUGAGACCGUGGGGCCAGACGGGGCUUCCCGAGCCAUGAGAGUCUGCAGCCACAGCACAGUGAGUUUUUACUGAACGGCAAAGAUAAAGAAACACCAAUUUUCAGCUUCCUUUAUCGUCUCCUGUAUUACAGAGAAUGCUUUGUAGCAAAGUGUGAAUGUCCCUUGGAAUUAACAUUAUUUGUUUCCUUUGGGGAAAUAUGUUCGUCCCACAGUGCUCUCCAGAACCAAAUUAAAAAUAAACAUCUAAACCAAAUUAGGCUGCCUAGAAACACUGAUAGCACGAGCCAAAGGCAAGCCAAGUUAAAACGCUGAGUUCAUGUCAGGUGAGCAUAACUCACGUCCAGUAAGACUCACCCUGUGUGAUUUCUAAGAAGGCCAGCUCUGUCCAUUGACCCAGGAGCCUGCCUUGCACAGUGGGAGGGGGCAGGUGCUCCCAGCACCUCACUCUGGGGCUGUAGGUGAGGGCUUGGUCACUGUGGUUCAGGCUACAUCGCUUCGGGCAAGUUCAUUUCUGCUUUUUUCACACUGUAUUUAUUCCUUAGAUGCACAGAGCAGGCAGCAAACCCACAACUACCUAUACCUUAGAUUAAUGGUUCUCAGCCAGUGUGUGGCAGACCCCUAGAAGACUUGAAAUGAUUUCAGGGGAGUCUGAGACCCCAUGGACAUAGAACAGGUAAGGUCACGCCUCCCCCCAGUUUAUAAAUUGUGCAUAGAUGCUUUGUGAUCAUGUGGAUUUACUGUCUCUUGGUCCAGUUAGUUUUAAUCAGCAGGGAGUCCAAGUAUGCCUACUCUGCUGGAGGUGGCCCUUCCAGGUUGUUGACAUUUAGAAGGGGGCCUCCUGCUCAGAAAGUAUGCAGAUUAAGCAGUCGGCUCCUGGAGGCUUGGCAGCAUGCAGUGAGGGUUGUGGUCACUUCUCAUCCUCGCCAGGACGGGCUGGUGCGAGGACCAGGAGACAGAGGGGCAAGGCCGUGAUGGCGAGCAGAGGUCGCUAGAGAAGCAUCACCUAUGCAGAUCCAGGAGGAGAGUGCUCCCGCAGCUAACCCUGCUGAGCUCCCCUCCAAAGGCACCACGCGCCCCUGGCUGGGAGGCUGGGCGUGGCUACCUCACGUGC